Molecule: messenger RNA, 2406 nt
Organism: Plasmodium vinckei vinckei
Lineage: Eukaryota; Apicomplexa; Aconoidasida; Haemosporida; Plasmodiidae
Product: conserved Plasmodium protein, unknown function
Exons: 1
Coding region: 1-2406 (801 amino acids)
Source: RefSeq, a predicted model, not a curated record
AUGAAAAGGCAAGAUUUAACUAAAAAAAAAUCUGAAGUAACAAAAUCAAUAAAUAAUAAAAAACGUUUCGUAUUUAAGAAUGAAUUUAAAUAUGUAGACGCUACAAAUAUUUUAAAAAAUAUAUUUUUAAAAGAGAACCCACCCAAACCAAUUUCAUCAAUAAAAAAGGUGCAAACGGUAAAAGGUUAUAUUGCAAAUAAAAAAAUAAACGAUGUUCUUAUUAAAAAAAAGAAAAAAGAUAGCAAAUUAGAAGAUAUACAAAAAAAUGGUGAUAAGAAAAAUGAUUAUCUAUAUAGAGAUAAUAAAUCAUUACGAAAAGGCAAUGAACCAAACAAUGCAUUCUUAGCUAAAUCACGUUCGUCUAAAGCAUUUGAUUUUCAAAAGUAUAAGAAAAUGAGCACUUCGGUGAUUCCUAUCGAGUCAGUUUCUACGAAGAAUAAUAUGAGCCUUUUUCACCGCCCCAGACGAAAAAAUAUAAUUUAUUCAUCUCCCGAUCCUUCAGAAAAGGAAGAGGAAGAAAUAGAAGAAGAGGAAGAAAUAGAAGAGGAGGUAGAAAUAGAAGAGGAGGAAGAAAUAGAAGAAGAGGAAGAAAUAGAAGAGGAGGUAGAAAUAGAAGAGGAGGAAGAAAUAGAAGAGGAGGUAGAAAUAGAAGAGGAGGUAGAAAUAGAAGAAGAGGAAGAAAUAGAAGAGGAGGUAGAAAUAGAAGAGGAGGAAGAAAUAGAAGAGGAGGAGGAAAUAGAAGAAGAGGAAGAAAUAGAAGAGGAGGAGGAAAUAGAAGAAGAAGAAGAAAUAGAAGAGGAGGAGGAGAUAGAAGAAGAGGAAGAAAUAGAAGAGGAGGAGGAGAUAGAAGAAGAGGAAGGAAUAGAAGAAGAAGUAAUUGAGGAAGAUGAAGAAGAAGAGAUUGAUAUAGGCGAAAAAGAAAGCGCUGAAAGUGUAACAAAUAAUAAAAAUGAAAUAAAGUGUAACAUUUCAAUGGGCAAUAAAGAAUAUAUAAAAAAGGGAAGCGAAUUAAUAGUUGAAAAAAAAGUAGACAAUGAUGAAAAUAAUUUUAAAAAUUAUAUCGAUAAAAUACAAGAAAAGGAUCCUAAUUAUUUAAUACUUGUAAAUAACAUAAUGGAAAGUUUAUUAGAAUAUGAUGAUUUUUAUAAUCAUAUUAAAAAUAGCUUAAAAUUGUACUAUACUAAAAAUGCGAUAAAUAACAGUUACUGUAAGUUUUUAACUGAUGAUAUACAUUUCAACAAUAUUGAUAAACAAAAUUCUGAAAAUAUUGUCUGCAUUAAUGAAAAUAAUAGUAAUCUUGAAAAAAAAAAUUCAGAUGAAUUGAACUUUGAGGAGAAUGAGAUUAAUGAAAAAAAUUACGAAAUGGAUGGGUCAUCAAUAAUUCAAAAUAACGAUAUGGAGAACUACAAAAACAGAAUCGAAGAACAUACUAUAGAAAAUAAACAAGACAUAGAUAAGGAAAUAAAACGGAAAGAUGUAGGAACUGAUAUGCUCGAUAUAAAUAAUGAAAUUACAAUAAUGAUGGGAGAAAAUGAAAAUAGUGAGAAUUAUCCCAAAAGCAAGGAUUAUCAAAUGAUUGAAACAAAUGAGAGUGUAAAUAUAAGUCAAUACAAUAAUAAUAACGGUAAUAGUGAUAUAGAAAACUAUAGAUAUGCUAAAUCUGAAAAUGUAGAUUGCAUGAUAAAUCAACCCAAUAUUGUUGAAGAUAAUAAACAACUUGUAACCAUAAAUAAAAAGGAUGAUAACAUAAAUAAAUCAGAUGUAAGUUCCAAUGAAAAAGAAAUUGAAGGCAGUGAAUAUGAAGAAGAUGGCGAUACGGAAAAAGAUGACAAUGAAAGUGACAAAACCGAUAGUGAUGAUAAUGAAGAAAGAGAAAAAAUUAUAACGAAAGAGAAAAAUGAAUCAAGAAGCAAAGGAAAAAGGGGAGGUGAAUUACCUUCAAAUGAAAGAGAAAACGAAAGCAUAUCUUCAUAUGAAGAUAGAAAAAAUAAUAGAGAACCUAAGCUUGAAGGUAAUGAGAAUAAGAGGAAAUAUUCUUUGAAAGAAAAUGAAAAUAAAGGGGAAUCUACAUCUGAAGAAAGUGAAAGUGAAUCAGAAAAAAGUGAAAAUAAAGGAGAAUCUACAUCUGAAGAAAGUGAAAGUGAAUCAGAGAAAAAUGAAAAUAAAGGAGAAUCUACAUCUGAAGAAAGUGAAAGUGAAUCAGAGAAAAGUGAAAAGAAAGGGGGAUCUACAUCUGAAGAAAGUGAAAGUGAGUCUGAAAAAAGUGAAAAUAAAGGGGAAUCUACAUCUGAAGAAAGUGAAAGUGAGUCUGAAAAAAGUGAAAAUAAAGGAGAAUCUACAUCUGAAGAAAGCGAAAGUGAAUAUGAUGAUAGUACAGUCGAAACUCAAAGUGAAGAUGGGAAAUAA